Messenger RNA from Sitophilus oryzae (rice weevil), 3544 nucleotides. It is a transcript of the gene SWIP, whose product is annotated as WASH complex subunit 4. The transcript is spliced from 15 exons. The record is from RefSeq and is a predicted model, not a curated record. Gene Ontology annotation, cellular component: WASH complex; endosome. Gene Ontology annotation, biological process: endosome organization; endosomal transport. The coding region runs from base 152 to 3397 and encodes 1081 amino acids. NCBI's taxonomy places the organism in Eukaryota, Metazoa, Arthropoda, Insecta, Coleoptera, Curculionidae.
AUGAUUUAUGCCAAAACUUUGACAGAAAUGGAAAGUUUGGUUAAAAAAAGGGGAGUUUAUCUUUAAUUAUAUAUUUAAAAUAUUAUAAAUUUUAAAACUCCUUUCUGCUAUACUACAAUUACUAUUCUAGCAUUAUUACAAAUAUGUCAAAAUGUGGGAGCCAUCCAGUUUAACUGAAAAAAAGUUCAAUGCAGAGACACAUCGGCUCGUUGGAGAAACGCAGUUGCACGAAUUUGGAGAGUUUAUUAAAAAGUUUACUCACGAAACGAAAGAAACUCAAAAGAAGUUUAAUAAUAUUUUUAAUAUCUCGUCCAAGCCUAUUUUUUUAAGUGAGGAAGUUAAUGAAAGCAUUUCAAUUCUUCAUCUUUCUCAUUCAGACAAUAAAACACUAUCAAAAAUAUUAUGUACGUUGGGUGCUAUCUGCCAAGAAAUUGAAUUACUAAAAGGGGAAGCCAAAGAUUUGUAUCAACCAUUCAUUAUUUAUGUAGAAGAUAAAGAUGAAAACUUGGAAACAAUUAGCAACAUUAUUGAACCCUUGCUGAAAAUUCAAAAUUUUGUUAACCGGUCAAACCAGGUUAUUAAUUUAGUUCUAAAACAGCUUAGUAGCAUAUUAAAAAAGGGCUUUUACAUAUCCAAUACUGCCCCUAGUUUUGUUGAAGUAUUAAGUCUAUUUGCUGAUUUAUUAAUAUGUUUAUUAAAGUUUACCACUAUUUUGGAUCAACAAGUUUUUAAGGAAAAAUGGCUAUACUAUAGGCGAAUUUUGCGUAAUAUGCUGCAUAAUAAUAAGUAUAAUUUUAAUGUAGAGGAACUAAGAUCAUUAGAUAAAACUCUAGCAGUAUUAGAAUCAACCUUACUUUCAGGAACAAUAUUAAAAGACUCCAUAGACAAGUGCCUAGAAAGUAAAUUAAUAUUAGAUAUAAAGAAUUCUAGUUUAAAUUUGGAAUUUCAGAAUUUUAUAUUAUAUAGAAUUAAUGAACUUGAAAAAGAAGAGGAUAUUAGAUAUGAAGAAAUGUGGUUGCAACUGAAUGUUAUAAUGGCGUUUUUCUGCAACAUAUUUGGUAACAAUGACAAGAAAAUUAUUAAAAGACUGUUAGACUUAAAUAAAAAAAUAUCAGCUUGCCCUUUAAUAGGACAUAUUAUGUGGUAUCCAGAGCAAUUUUUAUUGAAACAUGUACAAUCAAUGGCAAAAUAUUUAGAUGAAAAAAAUAUUGAGAGUUAUAGACUGAACUAUAUUAAUACAACUGUCCAAAACUUUCCCAAGGACACUAACUUUUUUUGCUUACAGGCCUGCUAUUUUUUAAUAGAUUUAGAGAAGAAAAUUAAAAUCAAUACAACUACACUAAAGCAGACACAAUUGCAAGAUAUUAGUAUAUUAUUUUUCGAUAUACUUAAGGUAUUGAAGCAAAUAAAUUAUGCUGUAACAUGGACAAUGAACAUACAUGUUGAUAAAAUGCUUCCUAUAACUAAAACCAUUCUCACAUGUGUCUCGCAUUUAAUUGAAGUACUGAAAAGUGUUUAUUUAGCUUUCAGAAAAAACAUGCUAUUAGUAUGUUAUUUAAUUCUAUUAAUUUCACAACAGUUACAACAUAAAGCCUUGUCAAUUUUAGUUAGCUUAAAGAGAAAUCAAACACAAGAUAAGUCAUAUAAAAAUUUACAACUGGACAUAAUAUCUGCUCUGAACGUUUGUGAAAAUGCUUUGAAAGGGCCUAAUACAAAAUGGAGAAUACUAACAGUGAAUUUAGCACUCUCAGCCAGUGGUUUAAGUGCAACCAGUUUGUCAGAUAUAAGACAAGUAUUGGUGGAAUUAGAUAUAAUUUCAAGAUAUACAACAUUAAUUGAACAAUUUUGUAACUGUUCAUUUCUUUACUGGCAUUUCAAUUACAUGCUCCCUGUGUAUUGUACCAAAUUACUAUCUUCCAAACCUAAUAUCGCAAGACAUUCAUUAAUGUUGGAGGCAUUGAGUGAUUCUGAAAUUCCAGACGGUGUCAUUAACGUUAUUUUAACAAGUCGCUUGUAUAAUCCUGUAAAUCAAAGGAUAGAAACUAACUUAAGAUUGCAAACUCAUUUACAUUUACAAUUACCGCCAAGUGAUCCAUUUCAAAAUUACUCUGCUAUGAAUUUUCAAAAAUAUAUGCUCGCACCCUUGAAUGAUUAUUAUAAAAGCAUUAAAAAUGAGACAGAGCAUUAUUUAAGUACAAUGUUUUACAAUUUAACCACUGUGGUAUUGCAUGAUUGGAAAACUUAUGGAGAGAUGAGAAAGCUUGCUAAUUUUCAGUAUGGUUUGGAGACAGUGGAUGAUGAUUUACCGAUGCAAACUCUCGAUCAAGGACUGGAUGUUCUUGAAAUAAUGCGAAAUAUCAACGUGUUUGUUCAAAAAUACCUUUACAAUUUAAAUACCCAAGUAUUUAUUGAAGAAUCCAGUAACAAUAAACACCUUAAUUCAAUCAAUAUAUCGCACGUGGCUAACUCAAUUCGAACGCAUGGUAUAGGAAUUAUGAAUACGACAGUGAACUACACCUAUCAAUUUUUAAAGAACAAAUUUCGCAUGUUCUCACAAUUUCUUUUUGAUGAACAGAUUAAGUCUCGUUUGCUAAAAGAUUUGCGAUAUUUUCUUGAUCAUAAAGAUGAGUUCAAUCAGAUGUAUCCAUAUGAGCAAGCGGACAAAUUUAAUACUGGAAUUAGAAAACUGGGAACCCCAGAUGGAGAAAGCUAUUUGGAUUUAUUUAGGAAAGUUAUAACACACAUAGGCAGUGCAAUGGGAUAUGUAAGAUUAGUAAGAUCUGGUGGUAACAGAUGCCUUGCUGAAGGUACUUGCUUUAUUCCCGAUCUGACUCGAGUGAAAGAGUUAAAAGAAAUGGUGGAGAAUGAAAACCUAUCUGAUAUGUCUAAAGAAGCAGUUGAUUUUUUGAUUAAUAAUUUGGAGGGUUUGACAGGAAAUUUUGAAAAUACGACAGAGUAUUUUCAACUCUUGGUAAAAGGUUACGCGCCUCACUUUCGCAAUCCUAACAACAUCCACUUAAAAAAUUUCUACGUUAUUGUACCAGCCCUGACCAUUAAUUUUGUCGAACAUUUGCUUUCUUGUAAAGAAAGAUUAUUUAAGAAGAAUCAAGCCAACGAUGCCUUUACUGAUGACGGAUUUGCUUUAGGUUUAGCUUAUAUCAUAGAAUUGCUCGACCAAGAAAAUCGACUAAAUUCACUGCACUGGUUUGAAUCUGUCCAAAGAAAAUUCAACAAAGAGUUGCUUUUAGUGAAAGAACAAAUUUCUUCUUCCAACAAUGAUGACAACAAAUUAAAACAAACUCUUAGUUUAACCGAAAAAAGAAUAAAUUCAUUUAAAAAAGAAUUUAAAUUAUUGGAAUACAGCUACAGCAGCGCAAGAUUAUUUUUUCAAACUUAAUUUAUCACAAGUUAUAUUUAUCGUUUAUCUGCUUUUAUGUUAUAGCAUCUAAUAAUUAUGUUAUUUGUUAUUAUAAAUAAUUUUAUUAACAUUCCAAUUAUUGGUGGAAUAUAAAUAUUUAUUUACGUUCAAUAAAAAAUGACUAAU